AUGAAGACUCUCGCCGUUGCCAGCGGGCUCGCCGCUCUGCUCCCCACGGCGCUGGCCUGUGGGAGCGACUCGUCGUGCUACGGCCCUACCAACACGGUCGAGCAUGUUCGCCAUGUCAAGCGCAUCCAGCCUGGAGUGCCCAAUGCGGCAUACGGACCCAAGGCGCCUCUUGAAUGGGGUCAACUCAACUUUCUGCAUACGACUGACACGCAUGGCUGGCUGGAGGGCCAUCUCAAGGAGCAAAACUAUGGCGCCGACUGGGGUGAUUUUGUCACCUUUUCGCGGCGUAUGAAGCAGACGGCCGGGAACAUGGGCGUCGACCUGCUUCUGAUUGACACUGGCGAUCUGCACGAUGGCAACGGCGUCUCAGAUGCCACUACUAUCGACGGCACCGAUUCGAUGCCCAUCUUUGACGAGAUUGCCUACGAUCUGCUGACGAUUGGUAACCACGAGCUGUAUGUGUCCGAGGUGGCGUACCAAAUGUUCAACAACUGGGCUCGCAAAUGGGGCGACCGAUAUGUCACAUCCAACGUCAAAGCCUUCAACCAGACAUCCGGUCAGUACGAGUACAUUGGAGCCACGCACCGUUACUUCACCACCGAAAAGGGCCUUCGUGUUAUGGCCUUUGGCGUCCUGUUCGACUUCACGGGCAACUCCAACGCCUCGCAGGUGCUCAAGGCCGCGGACAUGGUCAAGGAGGAGUGGUUCACUGAUGCCAUCAACACCUGCGACCCCAUCGACGUCUUUGUCCUCUUUGGCCACAAUCCCGUGCGCCAGACGGACUCGUCCAACACGCUCAAGACUGUCUUCAACGAGAUCCGCAAGGUCCAUCCCACCACCCCGAUCCAAAUCCUCGGAGGCCACAGCCACAUCCGUGACUUUGCCGUCUACGACGACAACUCGGUGGCCAUUGAGUCCGGCCGCUACUGCGAGACGCUUGGCUGGAUGUCCAUGACGGGCUUCAGCUCCUCCAACAGCGCAAAGUCCCCCUUUGUGUAUUCGCGCCGAUACCUCGACUGGAACCGCCAGACGUUCAUCUACCACACCAAGCAGACUGAGCAGGCGUUUGACUACGGCUCCGGCCUGCGUGUUACUGGGGAUAUUACCAAGGUGCGCGAGGAUCUCAGGCUGGGCGAUCUGUAUGGCUGCGCUCCUCAAACUUACUGCAUCUCUUGCGUGCCUUUUGACAACUCGAGCAACAUCUUCCCCGGCGUUGUCGUGCCCGCCGUCACUGCUAUUGUUGUUAACAAGACUCGUGAGGACAAGUCGCGCCUGAUUAUUGGCAACACCGGAGCAAUCCGCUUCGAUUUGCACCAGGGACCGUUUACUUACGACGACAACUUUAUCGUUUCUCCUUUCCGUGACGUCUUCCUCUACAUCCCUGAUGUGCCAUAUGAUUUGGCCAAGACUGUUUUGCCCAAGCUUAACAAGGGUCCCAUCGCUAAGCGUGAUCUCGCCACGAUGCCCAUCCCCCGCGACUCAUGCACUGAUCCCUCUCUGGGCUACCUCACCCGCCGCGAGAUGCGCCAGAGCCACGGCGUCGUCCGUCGCCAAGAGGUCGUUACUUCGGGCUAUGCCACCACUGAUGACUGGGGCACCGAUGGUGACGACACUGAGCACACUGGCAUUCCCAACUACAGCCUGCCCGGCUACUUCCAGGCCGAGGCCAACUUCCCCGAGGGCAAGGACCCCGAAGUCGUUGACCUGGUCUUUUUCGACUUUAUCGAGUCAUUAAUCCUGUCGGAUUUGGGUGCCAACUACACUUCCGACAUGGUAAGCUGCUACAUUGACUGCAGCUUUACUUCGCAGGACUAUAUGCUUCCUUAUGCGAAGCUCGCGUGGCAAGAAAACAUUGACAACUGCCCUGUUGCGAUUCAGUAA
Messenger RNA from Trichoderma breve, 1881 nucleotides. RefSeq names its product calcineurin-like phosphoesterase domain-containing protein. Gene Ontology annotation, biological process: nucleotide catabolic process. Gene Ontology annotation, molecular function: hydrolase activity. The record is from RefSeq and is a predicted model, not a curated record. The coding region runs from base 1 to 1881 and encodes 626 amino acids. The transcript has 6 exons. Lineage: Eukaryota; Fungi; Ascomycota; Sordariomycetes; Hypocreales; Hypocreaceae. Gene Ontology annotation, cellular component: cytosol.